CUCAGUGCGUUAAAAUGAAAGCCUACGUAGCUCUCAAAAGCAUGGUACGGCGAGGAAUGGGAAAUCGAGGACAGGAGUAACAAGACCAAAAGUGCAGGGGUAUCUUUUUUUUGUUCACGCCAAGAGAUCGGCGUUUUCCUAAUCGAGUCUCCCUCACUACUGUGGCCACUUCUGAUCGAUGUCCUCUUCCUUAACAAAUAAUGGCCUCCGUACUUCAAUAAGUGUCGUGUGCGAUGGGCUCAUCCGCCAGUACUCAUGGCUCAGCUAAGGUUUCGGGCGAUGCGGUCACCACUGCGGUUCGCAAACGUCCAUUCAACGACCUGGUCUGCCGUGACGACCUCCCGGACGAAUUAGCAUGGGCAGAUAUAGGACCGAAAUUACCAGGGCCACUUCCUUACACCCGCCUGGCCUCGGACGAGAUCCGGAUGGUGAUCCUUUACGCUGGGGAUCAGUCCUCCGACCUGCGCCUCACCACCGAAGUCCGCAAGAUCGAGGAUGCUGAGGGCGAUUAUGCCGCACUGUCAUAUGUCUGGGGUGACCCGACGGAAACGAGCACUAUCUACGUUGAUCGGCACGAAUUUGCAGCAACAAAAAACUUGGUGGCAAGCCUGCACCAUCUUCGACAGUUGCUUCAGGGGGAGGAGACACUACCGCUGUGGAUUGAUGCGAUAUGCAUCAACCAAAGUGAUGUCGAGGAGCGUAAUGCCCAAGUGUCCAUGAUGAAACAGAUUUACGAGAAAUCGAUCCUGGUCAUCAGUUGGCUGGGGGAAGCUGGCGCCAGAGGCCUCAAGUAUCUGGAUGAACUGGCUGACUGGGUACACGGUCAACCCGACGAACCUAGAAGCGAAAGCUCCCAGAAAAGGCCGAUUUCGUUUAAAAUACAUGUCAAGGAACGAUUCCAGGAGAUGAAAGACGCUGCAAGAAUUGUUGCCAACCCAUACUGGAUGCGUGUUUGGACGGUUCAGGAAUACACAUCACCGCGUCUUGGAUUCUUCUUGUGCGGCAACAGCUGGAUGGACAAGAGCAAGCUUACCCCCUCUUUACAAGCUUAUUUACAAGCUCUUCGAGCGCUGAGAGCCGGGUACGAGAAGGCACCGAACAGGAAUGCUUUCUUCGUCGAUGUCACCAUCUGGGAGGUGGAGAAAGUCAUCCAACGCCACAAGCUGAGCUAUGCGCGCGCCGCAUCGGAGUCCGAGAUCAACGACGGAAUCAAGAGAUUUACAAUCAUGUCCAUGCUUCUAAAAUUCCGAGACCUGAGAGCGACCGACCCUUUGGACAAGGUGUUUGCUCCGCUUUGCAUGGCUCUCGAAGAGCAUGAACUGGCUCAGAGUAUCCCCGUCGACUACAGCAGCUCAGUCAGAAAAAUAUUCACACGCGUCGCAGUCUCUUGCAUGAAGAGCCCUGAAUGGCCAUUUGGUAUCCUGGAACUUUGCAGGUUUGGUGUUGCGUCCGACCUUCCUUCCUGGGUGCCCGACUGGAGAACGUUGCCUCGCAAGGUCUUGUCUCGAGAUGUAAGAACAGGCCAGCCGAUUUUCUCUGCUAGCAAAGGCAUGUUCCCGUCAACGUCAUCACCGCAAUUCCUUCUCUUAGAUGAUGCUGCUCUCCAGCUCAAUGGAAUUCGUGUUGGUACUCUAAGCCAAGUCUGGGACCCAAUGUAUUCCCAAGAAUUGAAGGACAAGACGGAAUUUUCCAUGACAGUUGUUGAUGCAGACUGCGAAUACUUUGUGACGGGCGAAAAAAUGUCAGACGCAUACCGCAGGACGGUGAACCCCACUGGACACGGAGAUUAUCCAGAUCAAGUCCCCGGGACAGACCUUGUCCUGUUAACCCAAAGUCAAUGGAGGAAUGAGCGAGGAAUCGUGGGGCGGAUAAAUCGGAGGCGAGUUGCCCAGACGAAUAACGGCCUCAUUGGUCUCGUUCCAUCAGAAGCGGAGACGACAGAUGAUAUCUGGUUGAUUAGAGGUGGAGGCGUAUUUUAUGUCCUUCGCCCUGUUGGCGAAAACAGAUAUGUACUCAUUGGAGAAUCAUUCUUCCACGGAUUGAUGGAGGGAGAGCUGGCGAAGUUUCCGAAAGUCGAAUUGUCUCUGCCACAGGAUGUCAUUCUUGUAUAAGAGACAGAUAGGAUGCUGCUGAUGACCUGAGCUGGGAAAGCCAAACUACUUAAGUUACGCAAUCUGAUUGACACCUAUAGAUUUCCCCGACCCCAGAUCAUCGUUAAAUUACAUAAUAAUGAGAGGUUAACUUACCAUCUUUGUGAUCUUCCAAUGGAGUGGC
Ilyonectria robusta is the source of this 2274-nucleotide messenger RNA. Its product is annotated as heterokaryon incompatibility protein-domain-containing protein. Lineage: Eukaryota; Fungi; Ascomycota; Sordariomycetes; Hypocreales; Nectriaceae. The transcript has a single exon. The record is from RefSeq and is a predicted model, not a curated record. Bases 234 to 2111 code for a protein of 625 amino acids.